Molecule: messenger RNA, 1458 nt
Organism: Setaria italica (foxtail millet)
Lineage: Eukaryota; Viridiplantae; Streptophyta; Magnoliopsida; Poales; Poaceae
Product: myosin-binding protein 7-like
Exons: 3
Coding region: 1-1458 (485 amino acids)
Source: RefSeq, a predicted model, not a curated record
AUGGCCGCCGCCGGCGAACCGCCUCCCCCGCUCUGCCCCCUCUGCGGGCACCCGACCUCCUCCGCCUCCCCGCCGGCGCCCGCGUCGGCUAGCGCGUCCCCCGCGAGGCCGCCGCUGAUGCGGAGGACCGCCGGGCCGCCCGAGGCGCCCCCUGCGGUGGUGCGCGUGGAGAUCGGCGACGAGGCCGCGGCGCUGCGCGAGGCGCUGACCCGGCAGCAGGCCGCGCUCGGGGACCUGCAGGCGGAGCUCGACGCCGAGCGCGGCGCCGCGGCCGGCGCAGCCAGCGAGGCCAUGACCAUGAUCCUCCGCCUGCAGCGCGAGAAGGCCGAGGCCAUGAUGGAGGCGCGCCAGUUCCGCCGCUACGCAGAGGAGAAGAUGGUCCACGACGCCGCGGAGCUCGCCGCCCUCGAGGAGGCGCUCGCCAAGCGCGACGCCGCGGUGCGCGCGCUCCAGGUCGAGCGCCCGACGCCGCGCCACCCCAUGCCGCCGUCGGGGGCGUCCACCCCGCGCCGCCCUGGAGCCGCCACGCCGCGUCACCCGCCGUCGUCGCCGUCCCCCGCGGCGUCGUCCACCGCCGCCGUCGGCGGCGGAUACUACCCGCCGCUGCGGUGCUGCAUCGACCACCCGCGCACCGCGUCGGAGGCGGAUGCGCUCGAGACCCCGCACGACCAGCUCACCCGCCUCGCCCACCGCGUCCACCUCCUCGAGCGCGGCGCCACGCCCAUGGCCUCCACCACCACGCCCAUCAUCCGCGUCGCGCCGGGCUCCGACUUCCCGCGCCACGCGCGCGCCUACUCCGACGACGGCACCCUCGACUUCUACGACGGCGAGUGCUUCCCGGACGACGACGACGGCGACUGCGGCGCCAACGACCGGGUCUACACCGUCGACGCCAUCCACGGCGCGCCGCCCCUGGCGGUGGCCGAGCGCUGCUACUACGGCGGCGGCGCCACGCCGGUCGGGAGCGACUGCUGCGGCGGCGGCGCGCCGUGGGCGGAGGACGAGGAGGUGCGCAGGCUCAGCGCGCGGAUGCAGGCGCUGGAGGCGGACAGGGAGUCCAUGCGGCAGGCCAUCAUCUCCAUGGGCGCCGAGAAGGCGCAGGUCAUGCUGCUCAAGGAGAUCGCGCAGAAGCUCUGCAAGGACGCCGCGCCGCCGGCGCCCACCGUGGCGCAGCAAAGCUUCUACAAAGGGGGCAGCACGCAGCCGGCCAUGACCGUCACCGUGCGGCCGCCGCGGCAUCCGCCGGUGCUUAUGCAGAGGAAGGUGGUCAAGAGACAGACGCCGUUAUUUGCUGCAGUGGUCAAGUGGGUUACAUCAAUCAUGUGGUGGAGAAAGUCAUCAUCCCGUGUCAAGUACCCCAUGGGGCAGUGUGGUAACAAUGUGGGUUUGCUGCUGCUGCUCGACAAGGCUCCCAUGGCAGGGUCGUAUGGGCAUCAGAAGCCUCCCAAGAGGAUCUGA